Messenger RNA from Plasmodium inui San Antonio 1, 1572 nucleotides. RefSeq lists its product as hypothetical. Bases 1 to 1572 code for a protein of 523 amino acids. The record is from RefSeq and is a predicted model, not a curated record. NCBI's taxonomy places the organism in Eukaryota, Apicomplexa, Aconoidasida, Haemosporida, Plasmodiidae. The transcript has a single exon.
AUGGCGGAGGCAGUUUUGAGUCUGAAAGCAGACAAAGCAUUAUGGGAGAUCCCAGGACACGCAGCAGGGCAAGCCUCCUGUCCUGUGGGGCAGAGUAGAUAUUGUAUAGGAGCUUAUAGCGCCGGAGGAGGAGCAGUCAGAGGUUUCUUAGGACAGUGGAGGAGCCAUCUCCUCGGAAAGAGUGAAGCGAACCUUUGGCACCAGCUGACAGGGAAGGCAGCCGAAGAAGUCAGCUCUCUUCUGAAAAAUGGCAGAAAAAGGGAUGAGUGGAAAGGAAUCUUAUCCUGUGUGAUGUAUGAGGCGCUAAACACGGAGACCAUUAUGGCGGAAGCAGACGAGGGCAAGAAGAUAUUAUGGAGGCGAGGUAAUUGGCAGAAGGUACUGUCGAGGGGAAUCGGGUCACAGUGGGACAGAUCAGCUGAUGGUCAAAACAUGUUGGUUGCAUUAGCAUGUAUUAUAGCUGGACUCCUCGGGUGGGAGCCGGGGAAACAGCUCCCUGACAUAGUAAACCGGCUUAAGUGUAGAGAAGUAUGGCGCCUAGUGGCUCUAGGACCAAGAAGACACGAAUCCCUGAAUACUAAAAUUCCGAUAAAGGAUCUAAGCAGCUUAAUUAAGGGCGCCGCAGCCUGGGAUGCGGACACCGAUCCCAGCGAAAGCAGGCUUGGACUACUUUUGAGUAUAUAUAAUGGCCUGACAAAAUGCGUUGAGUAUAAUCGUCAUUAUGACUUAACCGCACUAAUAGAUGAUUCCGACCUCCAGAUGAGCGAAAUAGGUCCGUGUACGCUGGAUGGGACCCAGCUAAGAUGCGGAGAAACGGCAAAGGCACGAGGUCAGGGUUCUCUAAAUCUCUGGAAGAAGACCACGCAAAGACUGAGUAGGGGCCUUCUUGAGAAGGUGACCCCCCCUAGCAAGGUGAAAAUUGUGGAAAAGAACGAGGGACCCUCGGGAGGACAGGAACGGGAAACCACUGCCAGUAAUGUCGGAGCAAGGCUUCAGAAAUAUGUCGAAGCCGCCAGGAAUUGCACAGGGGGGGCAGUGGGCGGAAAGGACCCUUGUGCCCAGCAGAUGGAGCUGGUCAAAAGUAGAAACCGCCAGGAGCAAAUGAAGGAGCAACAGGAGACCGACCUAGGGGGAAAGGAAGGGAAUGGGCGGAGCGAGAGUUCAGAGUCCUUGAAAGUCGGGCAGGGUCACACUGAGGGAGUCAGAAUAAAGGAACAAGGGGAUCUUCUGUCUUCCCUCCCUGUAGGGGAUGAAAGAAAACAGUCGGAGACAGCUGACAGACAAAACUCAGCAGGGGAACCAGGAGCCCAACCACCAGUUCAAAGCCAGGUCAGUGACGUUGAGGACCAUGAGAGACAAGAUAGCAUAGUUCCAGACCUCGUCGCUGACUCCGUAAAUUCAGCGUCCGACGGAGUGAACUUGAGUGGAAUAAUAGGUGGAGUUCUAGCGACCCUACUAGCUUUGGGGGGGGUGUAUGGUAUAUACAGGAUCCUAACGAAGCGUUCCCGCACGAAGCGACCAACAGAGCAGUCCAUGGCUCGAAAUUUCGGGAGAGGGUUAAAAUACGGGUAG